AUCACUCUGAAAACCCCACAACGGUCCUGUUUCUUAUCCCCAACUCCUCGCCAUGCAUCCCUUCUUCUCCCCACCCGCUUCCAACCCUACAAUCUCCAGAUUUCCGACCAUUUUCCCGCCGUUAAGGGCCGCUAUCCGCCCUCCCGUCCACCGCCGGACGACAAGGUUCAGGUCCGAGGCCAGCUCCGAUGGCGCCGACGCUCCAACCAUCCAAGAAAGCGAAGGAGAAGAGCAGGACCUCAAACCAUCUUCUUUUGCCUCUGUUUCACCUUCCAUUGAUAAAGAUAUCAAGAAAGCUGUUCAGAAAACUGCAGCAACAUUUGCACCAAGGGCUUCCACAGCAAGCAAGAACCCUGCUGUGCCAGGCACUGCUCUGUAUACUCUUUUUGAAGUUCAAGGUUAUGUCUCCAUGUUACUUGGUGGAGCUCUUUCUUUCAACCUCGUUUUCCCAUCCAAUGAACCUGACAUUUGGAGAUUAAUGGGAAUGUGGUCCAUUUGGAUGUUCACCAUUCCUUCCCUCAGAGCACGAGAUUGCUCGAAAAAUGAGAAAGAAGCUCUGAAUUAUCUGUUUCUUGUUAUACCAUUAAUCAACAUUUUGAUUCCAUUUGUAUGGAAAUCAUUCGCAGUUGUUUGGUCUGCAGAUACCAUUGUCUUCUUUCUGAUGUAUACAUGGAAGAUGGGAUGGCUUCAGAGGGCAGAGUAGAUAGAAACUAGAAUUUUGCAGGGUUUGUCCAACAGGGAUGUUCUAAUUCAUUGUUUCUCAGUUCUCCGCUGGAUAUAUCAAACAAUGAAUCAGCUCGGUUCUUUAUUGUAUCGUUUCUGAUUAAAUUUGUAAAGACAAUAGAUUUUUAUAGUCACAAAGGUUGGUCUAUGUAAAACUCUACUGUGGGUAUUUAUACAGUAUUCCAAGAAUUAAU
This is a messenger RNA of Dioscorea cayenensis subsp. rotundata (Guinea yam), 917 nucleotides long. Its product is annotated as protein RESISTANCE TO PHYTOPHTHORA 1, chloroplastic. The coding region runs from base 53 to 703 and encodes 216 amino acids. The record is from RefSeq and is a predicted model, not a curated record. Gene Ontology annotation, biological process: defense response. Gene Ontology annotation, cellular component: chloroplast. The transcript is spliced from 5 exons. Lineage: Eukaryota; Viridiplantae; Streptophyta; Magnoliopsida; Dioscoreales; Dioscoreaceae.